GUUUAUAAAGCCUUGGGGGAUGCUGUUAAAGAUCGCUGGUCCUGCAUGCCUCACUUACACAAGGAGUUAUGGAGCUGAUUCUGUGUUGGAUGAUGAUAGCCCUGCAAUUAAAUGGUAUACACACUGAAGGAAUUCACAAAAAGACUUUUGGAACAGGAACAAAUGUGUCUCUCCUGUACUCAAACAGAACAUUUAAUACACUAAUCCUGGAGAAGUGGAACAUAGAGAGGAGAGGUGGAGAUGACUGUCAGGUUGGUUUUUUAUCUGAAAAUAAUGGAAAAAACAGCACCUGUGAUUCCAGGAUAACAAUACAACAAAAGUCAGAUCAUGUGAUUCUCCAAAUAUCCCCAUUCAAGCCAUCUGAUGAAGGCAAUUACACUUGUAGUACUCACUUCAGUGGAGGAGUUGAGAGUACACAUUUCCAUGUGACAGCUGAGUCUAAUGUGAAUGCCUCUGAGGUUCAGCACCGCCAGCCUCCACCAACUGGGAUUGUAAUAUGGAUGGUGUGCAGUUUUGGAGCCCUCCUCACUUUGAUUGUGCUUUCGUCUGUCAUCAUCUGGGGAAAACUACAGAGUAAAAGGAGGAAGAAGCUGGGUGAACGUGAGAGAUUCAAGUUUCACACAGAAGAGAUCCAGGAUAUGGAACCAUACAUCACUUAUACUGAAAAGACUAAGUAUGCCUUCGUAGAAUUUCAUCACCUAGGAGGUCAGUGCAACUCUUCCAUACACAUCAUUACUGCUGCACACUCAGUUUGGUGCCAAAUACAAUGGGACAAAGACUCACAGAUGACUUGACCAGAUAACUAUCAUCUUGAACAUUUUUCUGUAAGGCUCUUUAGCUGCAGGUGGUAGGAUUGUGAUAGAUGUCAACUGACUAGUAGACCACAGCUUCCCCUCUGGCUGUGUAGAGAGCUCACUCUCUAUUUGGGUCAGUGCGUUUUAAAUAAAUAUCAUCAUAACCUAAGACAGAGCUCUGUGGUAAUAUUGCAUGCAGCCAAACCGAUAGUGAAGGCGUUCAGAACGUGAAAGAUCUGUUUAAGGCAUUCUUGAUGUAGAAAUGCAGAGGCUAACAUUAGGACUAUAAUUCCCUCUUUGGCCCUGGAGUGUGCAUUGUCAAGGUACAUGUGAAGUAUGCAUGUACUUUCUCAGUCACUCUAGGUGUUAAACAAAGCAGCGCUGAAAGUCAAGUCAUAAAACCAGCAUGACUGAGUUAAAGAAAUAUUAUAUGACAUGGGGCCAUGAAACCAGAUGGUAAAUGGUAAAUGGACUGCAUGUAUAUAGUGCUUUUAUCCAAAGUGCUUUCCAAUGAAUGCCACUCAUACACACGGUUCCUUAAUUUGUGAUGUAGUUAGCUAUAGAGCACUUUGUAUGGGAGUCUGAGGCUAGGCAUACGCCCAAGCCACCUGAGUUGACUGUGGUUCAGGGUGGACUGCCUGACUGUCCCAUCACCUCUGUGUGUGGCACUCUGUCCUUCCAAGUGAUGGGAAGGAUCUUAUGAAGGCAUCUUCAGAGAUGGUGGCUAUAGAUGGUCCAUGCCUGACAUUCAUACAGUAAGGUUUAGAUGCAAACAGCCUGGAGGUUGCUGUUCAAGAAAACCCUUCUUAGACAACCAAAAGAUUCUGAGGUUUGAUUGAGGCAAACAUCUCAUCGUCCAUUAUGCAGUUGUCAGAUAUUAUGCUUCCAAAGUACUUGAAGGCAGAAACGAUGGCUAGCUGUUGGCCUUCUACUGUGAAGGUUGUUGGUGGUGAAGGUUACAGCUAAUGAGAGGGAGUGUGGGCUACCAGGGCACAAUCAUCUGCAUACUUUAGCUCGAUGAUAUCCUGUUGCUGGGUUUCCUGUAACCUUCUGAUGUUGAACACAGGCGCGCAUACAGAAACACAUGCUCAAGCAUGGGCAUGCAUGUAACAGAUGGGGCAAGUAUUUUUAAAAAUCAAAACAAGGUCUUUCAUGAAUUUCUGUAUCAUUACAGAAUGAAAAUAAUUUAUCUCAGAGAUAUAACAAAGGACGCACCCUUUUUGGCCAUUCGCUUCAGCUCAUCUGCUCCGAGACUCGGACAGAGGCUGAACGCUGCACAGCGCACUACCAGGCCUACGGACACACCUAGUUACCUCGCGGUAACUUCGUGGCCUAUGGCGAGCGGAAACUGGUGUGAAGCUCACCAAGGAACAACAUCAACGAACUUUUCCACCCGGAAAAAGUACCAGCGAACAUCCUUCCAGCAACCGAGCGGACCAGACAGCAACGCGCGGCUAAGACGGGAACGCUCCAGCUUUGCGCACCUCUCCAGGACACGCAUUCACAGCACCAUCGCGGCUCCUAUAAGGACAGCACGUCUUUUGGAUCCAAUGCGUAUGGACUCAGUAAGAGAACAAACAUUCAGGCAUAGCCAGUGUUUAGUUUAGUCUUGACUGAUAUUGUGAAACUGUGUUCUAUAUUUGCUGUCUUACCGUUUGAAUGUAUUUUUGUUAGCCAUAUAUAAACCUGAAUUGAUUCGCCGUCUUUCGCGUAUGUAAUUAGAGUAAAACUAUGCAAGUAGUCUCUUCUCACAGCUAACUCUAUCACUGACACGCCCAAUUUACCUUUCCUUUGUCCAAGGGAAACACACACACACACACACACACACACA
Messenger RNA from Conger conger (European conger), 2625 nucleotides. RefSeq lists its product as uncharacterized. The transcript has 7 exons. The coding region runs from base 69 to 794 and encodes 241 amino acids. Gene Ontology annotation, molecular function: signaling receptor activity. Gene Ontology annotation, biological process: regulation of neuroinflammatory response. NCBI's taxonomy places the organism in Eukaryota, Metazoa, Chordata, Actinopteri, Anguilliformes, Congridae. The record is from RefSeq and is a predicted model, not a curated record.